AUGCUCAACGUUUCUGGUAUCUCUACGUCCUUGGACUUAGUGAUACACUAUAUAGAAACACAUCACAUUGACAUUUUACUACUCACGGAAACCUUCUUGCUCAAAGGCGAUCUAUUCACUCAAUGGGCUCAACAUCAUCAAUAUGCUACCAUCUCAGGUGAUGCGUCCAAAGGCAAUGGUGGUUUGACAUUUCUAAUUCGACCUCAUUUUCCUCACUAUGUUCACCGUAGCACUGAUCCAACAACCACACAACACAACAAGCUCAGUAUCGUGAUUGGUAACUCGCUUACUGUCCAUGGCUUCCAUUUACCACCAGCGCUAUCCUUUGCAGACUAUCAAACUGUCACUACGGCCCAACUGAUGUUCUCACAGAACAUGGAUGUGCUCUUUUGGGAACAUCGAUGUUCUCAUGAGCACGUUAAUGUUCUCAUUUGA
Messenger RNA from Mucor velutinosus, 435 nucleotides. RefSeq lists its product as uncharacterized. The transcript has a single exon. Gene Ontology annotation, molecular function: catalytic activity. The record is from RefSeq and is a predicted model, not a curated record. NCBI's taxonomy places the organism in Eukaryota, Fungi, Mucoromycota, Mucoromycetes, Mucorales, Mucoraceae. Bases 1 to 435 code for a protein of 144 amino acids.